AAAAAAAAAAGAGAGUGUGAAAUCGAAAAUUCGAAACGGUACAAUGGGAGAUUCCAAGAGGCAGAAGACGGAGACGAAGAUGGAGAUGGAGAAAGUUGAGAAGAUAGAGAAGGAAGAAUCAAGACCAGUCGAUUUCGCAGAACUACGUGACGAUCUCUUCCGCGAAGCAGCAAAACUUGUCUCCGAAUUCGAUCCCUCCACCAAAAUCGCCAUCUUCGUUACUCCUCCUCCUUCUUCCUCCGAAUCGGACGUCUCUAUGUAUUCCUUCGGCUUUCCCUCUGUCAGUGGCGUAGUUAACACUUUCCUCCAGGAUAAUUGUCCUGAGGAGGAGGAAGAAGAAGACGAGGAUGAUGAAGAUGAUGCGGAGGUUGAGGAUUGCAGCGCAGCGCCCCAAAGGUUUUGGUGGGAAGAUGGUAAGCAAUUCGAAUCGAUGAAUCCGGAACAAUUGGACGCUGCGUAUCAGAGGUUGGCGAGGCUGAGGGACCGUAUGAUUCUUGAACUUGAAUUGAGAGCUCAAGGUUCUGGAAAUCACAAGGAUCUUCACAACGACAAAGCUGCUGAUCCCAAACCCUAAGGCUCGUGCAUUUUCAUGUUCCAUCACUUACUUACAUCGAUUUGAGUUCUAUUUCUACGUUAUUAUAGCGAUUUUAUUAAGAGUUUCGAGUCCAGGAUAGGUUGAUUUGAUCAUCUUGUGGCUUGCUUAUCCCUUGGUAGCUAAACUGUGAUUCUACUUUUAACAGCAAUGAAAAUCUUUAUUACUUCCAA
Messenger RNA from Arabidopsis lyrata subsp. lyrata, 765 nucleotides. RefSeq lists its product as uncharacterized. The record is from RefSeq and is a predicted model, not a curated record. Lineage: Eukaryota; Viridiplantae; Streptophyta; Magnoliopsida; Brassicales; Brassicaceae.